Messenger RNA from Zophobas morio, 1354 nucleotides. RefSeq names its product glucosidase 2 subunit beta-like. Bases 15 to 1109 code for a protein of 364 amino acids. Gene Ontology annotation, molecular function: calcium ion binding. The transcript is spliced from 3 exons. The record is from RefSeq and is a predicted model, not a curated record. Gene Ontology annotation, cellular component: glucosidase II complex. Lineage: Eukaryota; Metazoa; Arthropoda; Insecta; Coleoptera; Tenebrionidae. Gene Ontology annotation, biological process: N-glycan processing.
UGAGUCAAAGAGGUAUGCAGCUGAAGGAAGAAAAGAAGGAGAAGCUAGUGGUGCUAGAAAAGAACAAAGAGGAGGCUGAGAGAGUCAAACCAGAGAAGCAACAAAUCAAAGAUGAGCUUGAAGCAGCUGAGAAUAAGGCGCUGGAAAUUUACAGAAAAAUGGAAGAUGAAGAGAAGAAGAGAAAAGCGGAAGCUGAAGCAGCCAAGAAUAGGGAAGAAGCCACAGAAACUUUUGUCAAGUUUGACUCCAAUCAAGACGGUUUUGUGGAGAUUUCUGAGUUACAAACAAGACAGACGUUUGACAAAGAUAAAAAUGGAGAAGUUUCCGUGGAAGAAGCCCGCUAUUUCCUCAACAAUGAAGACGCAGUAGACCUUGAAAAAUUCGUCACAGACGCUUGGCCUAACAUCAAACCCUACCUAAUGAUGGACGCCGGUCUCUUUAAGCCCCCAGUCCCCCAAGAAGAAAGCCCCAGUGAAGCCGACGACCUCCAAGGCGACGAAGCUGAAGAAGAAGAAGCCCCUCAAGACGAAGAAGAACCAGAUGAAGGUGAAGACGAACCGGAGCAACCUGAAGAGGCCGUAGAAGAACCGGCGCCCCUACCCUACGACGACGAGACCCAAAAGCUCGUGGAUCGAGCAACUUUCGCUAGGAACGAGUUUGCGGACGCUGAGCGAGCCGUCAGAGACAUAGAAGCCGAAAUUAAUAACAUCCAAGACUAUUUAGAGAAGGAUUUCGGGCCUGAAGAGGAGUUCGCGUCUCUACAAGGCGAAUGCUUCGAUUAUUCCGAUCACGAGUACAUUUAUAAGUUGUGUCCGUUUGAGAAGACCACUCAGCUGCCAAAGUCCGGUUCCAUGGAGACUAGGUUGGGGUCGUGGGGCCGCUGGGAUGGUCCUGAAGAUAAUAAGUAUGAGUCUAUGUUGUACGACAAGGGCCAGUCUUGCUGGAACGGUCCGCAGAGGUCUUCCAAAGUGAAAGUUGUGUGUGGUGUCACGAAUGAAGUGACUUCUGUUACUGAACCUAAUCGAUGUGAAUAUCUGUUUGAGUUUGUUACUCCAGCGGCUUGUAGGGAAAUUGCUAGUGAUGUAGAUGAUUUACAUGAUGAAUUGUAAUUGUAUUUUGAUAUUUGUAAAUCUUUAAAUUUGUAUCUUUUGAUAUUGUCGGGAUUUCCUCUAGCGACCUGCAGCAUUUUCCUUUCGGUUUAAUGGACACUGAUUAUGGAGUGAUAGUAUGUAUGAAUUUAUUUUUCGUUUAUUAGUUGUAUGGUGGAAGAUAAUCAGUGAUAAUUGUAAGACCAAGAACUGUUAUCAAUUGUGAAUUGAAGUACUAUUUAAUAAAACACUUUAGAUAAGAAAAA